This is a messenger RNA of Salarias fasciatus (jewelled blenny), 2747 nucleotides long. RefSeq names its product B-cell receptor CD22-like. The transcript is spliced from 8 exons. Lineage: Eukaryota; Metazoa; Chordata; Actinopteri; Blenniiformes; Blenniidae. The record is from RefSeq and is a predicted model, not a curated record. Bases 3 to 1391 code for a protein of 462 amino acids.
UUAUGUUUUUUGUUUACAUUUCAUUUUUAUUUGACUGUUUUGCUCAUAUCUGUACUUUAAUUGAACAGAAUUGCUACACUUACAGGAGGCGUCUUCAGGUCCUGGUCCACGGCCCACUUCUGAUGCCGGUGCUGAGCUUCAUGUGGGCUCUGUGUGUGAACAUGAUGACAGUCAACAUGUUUCUGAGUCUCUUCUUUCUCUCAGGUGCUGCGGAUGCUUGUGAUUAUCCAUCAAAACUGGAUGUUAAAACACCACAGGAGAUGGAGGCUCUGAGUGGAUCCUGUUUAAAAAUCCCAUGUAGCUUUGAGAAUGCAAAAGAAUUUAACAGAACAAGAGAAACUUCUGCAAUGUGGAUCAGAGAUCAUCCUUUUCAGUUUAACAACCCUGACUCAGUGGUUUAUGACAGUGGAAAGACCGACAAUAAAUAUCCAAUGAAUGUUACAGGAAACCUGCAUGAGAAAAACUGCACCACUGAGUUUUUUAAUCUAACCACAAAUAACACACACUCAUACUACUUCAGGAUCAUCAACUUGCUUUUUAAAGCAACAGCUGCUUGUGAUCCUCUUCAGAUCACAGUUAAAGAUUCUCCUCCGAGGCCCACAUUACAAGUCUCAGGUGAUCAGAAUGAGCUGAAGGAGAAGGAGUCUGUCACUAUAACCUGCUCAGCUCCCACUCCCUGUCCACACCUCCCUCCUCGACUCACCUGGAGCCUCCAACAAGACGCUCACAGGCAAACAGAGGAAAACACUGAUGGAACUUUAACCACUAAGAUCCAGCAGACCAUCACUCUGUCAGACCAACAUGAUGGAUUCAAGCUCAGCUGCUCUGCUGUGUAUCCUGUUGAUGGAGGACAACAUGUGAAAACAGCUGUGGCAGAGUUCACUCUCAGAGUUUCUUAUGCUCCUAAAGACACGUCAGCCUCCAUCAGUCCAUCAGGUUUGGUGUCUGCAGGGAGCUGGGUGAACCUGAGCUGCUCCAGCAGAGCCAGACCUGCUGUCAACUACACCUGGUUCAAGAUCAGUGAUCAUGGAGCAGUCAGAGUGUCUGAAGGAGACUUUUACAGCUUUAAUGUGACGGAAGGAGGAGAAUAUUACUGUGUGGCUGCAAAUCAUCUGGGAAAUCAGACUUCAGAAGAGAUUCUUCUGACUGUUGAAGAUCCUUCUCUGCAUCUGAACACCAUGACUGGAGUAGUUGUUGGGAUCAUCGUGUUCAUCUGCCUGCUGCUCGGUGUUUACAUCUUCAUGUGUUGGAGGAGAAGAAAGAACAGAAAUUUAACUGUACAAGUGGGUCAGAGUCAGACAGGUGAAGAGCUGGCUGCUGAAGAGCCUGCAGAAAAACCUCAGGAAGAGGGAGAAAACGUCCACUAUGGAAAGAUCCACUUCUCCAAGUAGAAACCUGAACCGUCCUCCAAGUCUGAGAUCAGAAGCAAGCAGGAGGACACUGUGUACGCAGAGGUCAGAGGCUCUCAGCCGGGAAACAGCUCCACACACACUGCUGACCACCCCAGGGAUCUCAACUGUCUUUACGCUGAAGUGAAGAAGAAAUGAGAAUAUUCUGUUGGAUUUACUGAGGUGUGAAGUCAUGAAGUACAGAUACUUUACUUCUGUACUUGAGGAGAUUGCAGUACUUCAUUUGAGUGAUCAUUUUUGAGUCUUUCCUGCUCUCAAACACAAAUAUCUGUACUUUCUACUCCUCACAUUGUCAGAAUUUGCUUGUGACUUUUUUUAAACUGUUGCCAAAUAAACCUGGAAUAAUUUGAAUUAACAACAUUUAAAGUGAACUAUGGAGAAAAGGCAUCAACAGGGUUUAUCAGUCUGAGAGACAAAAUAAAAUCCAAUUCAUGUCAGUUUUGACCAAGAAAAACUCUGGCAGCUGCAUAGAAGAACUUCCUGUGUUCAGAAGGACACACUUUCCUUUAAACUGGGUGUGAAGGCGUUAAGGUGACCUGCACAACGUACUUAGAUCCACCACCUACUGUAUCUCCACUCUAACCCUGAAAUUUAUGCUUUUUCACUUUUUUCCACAAGUCAGAACCAAUAGUUCUCACAGACUUAAAUAAGUGUCUUUAUGUUUCCUAUUUUUUAAAUCCUGGAUCUGUACCUCUGCUGAAGUAGUGGCUGUCAGCGCUCUUCCUCCUUUGCAGUGAUAAAAUAUGCUCAUCAGAAUGACACAGUAUCUCUCAUGUCAUUUAAAUAAAGAGGAACUUGAUACUUUCCAUAUGUCCUUCAUUAAUUCAGUGUCAUUUGUGUUGAUUUGUUGAUGCAAUUUACAGUUUCUUAUUUGCAUGUGAGAAAGAACUACAUCUUCCUAUUUAAGUUUUUGAGACAUGGAAAACCUGUUACCAGGUCCAGUGUUUGAGGUUUUGAUAUUGGUAAAUGGACUACAGUUAUAUGCGCUUUUUACACUGCUAGUGCAGAGCCCGAGGCGCUUCAGACUGCAAUUUAUUUCACCCAUUCACACACCAGUGGAGUCGUUGCCAUGCGAGGUGCUCAGUCCAUCCACUGGGAGCAGUUAGAGGUUCAGUGCCUUGCCCAAGGACACUUUCGCAAAUGGACAGCGGAGCUGGAGAAUCAAACCAACAACAUCCCGAUUGUGAUGUUGCCACAGCUGCCCCAAGCUUACUGAGCUUCUUCACUGUCCCUCCUCAAGUUUUGUGUUUUUCUUUAAAGUUAAAUAUUCUGUAAACUUGACAAUAUCUACUGUUGUUUUGUUAUUUUGUAAAAAUCUGCACAUUUAUUCCCAAUAAA